Molecule: messenger RNA, 8667 nt
Organism: Amoebophrya sp. A25
Lineage: Eukaryota; Dinophyceae; Syndiniales; Amoebophryaceae
Source: the annotation of a GenBank genome assembly
ACGAGUGGCUUCUUCGUCUGUUUGGAGUGCUAAGUGAUGCUAGAGUGGUCCUCGCAUUCGAUUGGUUCUCAAGUGAUCGCUUUGGUAUAUCUUUGCGGUUCGAAUUCUGAUUGCUUAUCGCUUCUGUCGCUCGCCUUCCCUUCGUUAGUCGGUGUGCACGAGGGAGACAAGAAUUAGGUUAGAGUAUCUUCUGGCCACGCGCUGCUUUCUGCUUUACAUUACCUGUAAGUAGCUAAUGGAACCUGAUGGCCUUUUCAAUACGGCCAUCUCUGUGGUUCACGGGGUUCGAUGCGAUUGGCUCUAGAUCCUGGCUCGGUGAACCGGUGCCCUUGGUCUUGUCAGGAUUGGCGAUCUAGAAUCAGUGCGAGCACCCACCCACCCUGUGUUCUUCACCUAGGACCUGGGGGGUGGGACGCCAAGGGCUGAAGCAUCUGCUAUUUAGUUUUUAAUCUAGGUAACCUUCUCCUUCCUCUUCGUCCUUGCUUUUCUCUGGACCGAUACUACGAGCGAUGAGAGUGUCGAGAGCGUCACGUCUAAAGACCUCACGAGCUGUUCCUCCUCUUCAAGACGCAAUAGUCAGGGACUACGACUGACAGCUUCUGUACACACAGUGUAUGGCUACUAGAGAGGAUUCAACAAAUUCAUGCUGUUCUUGCAGCUUCUCUAUAUUCAGGAGCGAAAUGAAUAGUGACACGCAUAGCAUAUUCCCACCCUAUAAACACGCUUUUUCCACUCUUAGCUAGCAUUUGGCGUUCGCAUUGUAUAUUAUUGACUUCUCCACCCGGAAAAUCUUGGUCAGAUUGCCGAAUAGAUUCACGCCAUCACUAUUGACUUCGCCAAAAUCGUGGGUCACUGAUCCUCAAACGGAUUUGGAAAAAACGUAGAAAAUAUGAGAAGUAAGCCUAAGUACUUUAUGAUCGACAGCUACUAGCACUAGCACUAAAAAUAUCAAAACAAGGUGUAUAACUCAAGGGUAUUCUGCUUGUUGUUGUAGAUUACGCAGCAUCUUCAUAUUACAUCGCAACAUUUUUUACCACCAUCCAUAAGAAACUAAGAUAGAAUAAGUGGAGUGGGUAUUCGAAAAAAUAUGGCUUUAUUCUGUUUGACGAAUCUUGCUGGCGAAGUUACGGAAGUGACUUGUCCGGUGCGCGACGAGGACGGUUCGAUCCGUUGCGUUGAUGUCAAGAAGGCAUUGGGCAUCGUCCUCAAAAAGCCAUGGCCCUUCAUUGAACUCCUGACACCACCAGAAUCAGGGCGCCCUCCCUCAAGAUCUUCUACAUCUUCUAGCGAAUGCCACCUAGCAGGGCCCAAGGAAAACGGACACGAAGAGGAAAGUACGACGAGCGCUGAAUCCGUUUAUUUAGAGAGUGACGAUUUCGUGUUCUCUAAGCUCCUUGAGGAGACACCCAGCGAGAAAGAGAACAGUUCUCGAGAGGGGCGGGAGAAAGUAGAGUUUGCGGAUGCGAUUGAUGAUCCAGUGACGCCUGGUUUUCAUGGCUCCUCGGAGCAGCCGAUGCUAUCUGAUGGGCCAGCUCCUGUGCUCAUGCCUGCAACUGUUCACUUGCAUUAUGUCGUUUUUCACAAGGAGAGCAGAGCCAUUCGUGAGAAGCUUGAAAAGUGUUGGAAUGCUUGCUGCUGUGUGGGCGAAAGAAACCGACCUUUCCGUAUCACUACCUGGAGUGCUAAGAAACUCGAUGCGAGCGAGGAAUGGAGUUCGCUUUGGGCUGAAUGUCGUGACCAUGAGUUUAUAUGGGGCAGAAAGGGAUAUUUCACCGAGUACGGAAAACAGUUGUUGACCUUUCAAGACGACGAAGGAAAGAGAAACAGCGUGGAUAUGAGCGCAGGAGGCUACGACGGCUUGCUUCGCACGAUCUACAACUACGAAGGCUAUUCAUGCCUCACUCUUGCAAUUCUGAAUGCAAGGGUAGCGCUGCCGGCGGAGUCAGUGUUUUUCCCUGACCAAAUCGAAGACGGCGCCGAUGAAAAAAGCAUCAUUCAGGCGUUUGUGACAGCACGACACUGGGAUCACCUUUCAACGCUGUUUUGUCGAGAAAACGUCCACAAGGAAAUAAUGGCAGUGACAAGAUUAGCCGGCGCGUACGCUCCUGAGAAGAUCCGACAGGAGAUGGUGCGGACCGGUAUCUUGAUCCUUUUCAAGGCAAGACAUGAGUUUACCCGCUACAUGCAGGUGCUGCAGACUAUUCUGUCUAAUGGGAAGUAUGCGGGAGUCAGAUACGCAUACGCUGCAUUAAGGCUGCUCAGGCACGAUAAUUCAUCUUGUUCCACCUGAGGUAUUGUACUUUAUCGGUUGCCCUCUUUCUAAUUUGCACAAGCUUGCUUCUGGGGAUCUUAGCGUUGGAUACGAAAAGAUAUGAUAAUUUUUAGGGUGAAUUACAAUUCAUUGUAGUGAACUCUAAUUCUGGCAAUAAGAGAAUGUUUCAAGGACAAGCACGUUGCCGCCUGUCUCCACGACCGGGCUAAUACAAAUCAACAAGAAUCCGGUCGACUAAGCUACUGGCGGACCGUGUUGAAAGCUGUGGGCGAAAAGCGUUCUAGAAACUCCGAAGGGAUCCAGGUUUACGGCACUGCUCUUUGGGAAGCACCAAAAGAAUGCCGCGUCAUGAAUAGGAGGCUGAGGAAAACAGCACAGGAAAACUUCUCGGUUAUCACCUGCGACACAGCUGUUGGACUUCUAUGCCUAUGGUUGGAUGCAGUAAUCUUCGAAGGUUCUUCUAGUUAUAUCGACGGAGAACAAGCGAAGAAGAAGAAAAUCGGGGUCCUCGUUGAUGCGUCAAUGGCCGACGACGCUCAACACAAGGGGAACCUGAUGAAAACGGACAUCUCUUCUAUUGGUAGUGGAGGAUCCGGCUUCUGGCUAGAGGCGUUGUUGAAUCUUUCAAAUGAGGUCUGCGAGGAUCCUCGGUUCGUAAACUAUGACCUAACUACGCGCAUAAACGGAGUGACCGUGUUGAAAGUACUGCCACAAAAACAUUAGAACUAGCAACUCGUCACCUUGGUGUUGACUGUAGUACCAGAAAAACGCCCUUAGUGGAACUAGAAUGUUUUGGUAAAUAGAGCAUCAGCAGAACUAGUAGAAGUAGUAACUUCAUUAGAAAAAAGUCAUGAGGACGAGGUCGUGAAUCAGAAAACGGACGUCUCUUUUGGAGCCGAGUUCUGGCUAGAGGCACUGACAAAUCUUGGAAAGGGGGCACGCGAUGAUCCUCGUUUCGCAAGCAGUGAGCACGCGCACCUUGGCGGAGUGUUCAGUAUAGUUCCAGAAAAGCGCUUGAACGCACGGCAGGCACUUUCACCUGUGCGUGUGCCUCACUUGUCUGGUGGUCAUAUAUCUGUGGGUGGGCAACGCAUGCCUAUGGUUGCGCUGCCACACUUUAUCAACCACGUUCUUAGUUAUAGUUAAACACGUUGAUUAUAUUUAUAUUUAGACUUUCUCUGGUGCCGUCCUUGUGACACGACACUGUUUGGGAACUUUCCUGUCUCGCUGGUGGUCGUAAAAAAUGACCAUCAGAGACGUAUGGCGAUGAUUACUUAACUAAAAGCGUUUUUUUUUUUAUUUUGGUGAGUCCUCCAGUUGUUUCUCAAUGUUUACAUUUUCAACUACUUAGUGUUAGUUCAGAUACUUGUCGCUUCGAUUCGUUUUCAGUAGUACAACCCUGCGUGAGGCUUCAUCGUGACGUAGCUCUAUGACGCCAGUAGGCAGUCUGCACUGAACUUCGUGCGAAAUAAGUUGUAUUAUCUAUUGUAAAAAUAGAGCACAAAAACUAACUAUAGUAGAGCUAGAAUAUCAACGGUAGAACUAAGAUAGUAAUUAUUUUUUGAAGCAGCAGCUAAUUGUAAUUAGAAACAAAUAAGAGGAAGCUAAUACUUACUUGGGUCACAUGCUCAAGCACUUUUCUCUCCGCUUUGCAUUCCUAGGGAAAUCUGAAAAGAAGAUUAGGUAGCGGCCGUUCUACUUCUAUCAUCAAGACUUUCACGAAUUGAAGAUCCCCGAUGGACAAGAAGACAAAUUAUUGGUGCCUACGCUUAAGUCAAAUCUGGCUGUCGUCAGAUCUGAGAAAUCUGAGAAAUUAGAUGUCGUCAGAUGGUGUUGUGAUUUUGAAGAGUGGCCUGUACUGAUAUCCCUAUCCCAUUCUUUUUGUUAUAGCGUCGUCCUUCUUGCCUUACUCAACGGCAACUGAACUAUGUCGUCAGUUGAGGUUCGAUAAUCGUUAAACUGCUUUCCCGGGUGUUGAUUUGUAAGCAUUGUUGAGAAGAUCUGUAACGAGUGAUCUCUCUGUCUGUCUGGAGUGCUGAGCGUUUCUAGUAUGUUUUUUGAAUUUAACUGGUUGUUGAGUGAUCGUGAUGAUGGAUCUUUGCUGUAACGAGUGGCUUCUUCGUCUGUUUGGAGUGCUAAGUGAUGCUAGAGUGGUCUUCGCAUUCGAUUGGUCCUCAAGUGAUCGCUUUGGUAUAUCUUUGCGCUUCGAAUUGACUCAUUCUUUUCUGAUUGCUUAUCGCUUCUGUCGCUCGCUUUCCCUUCGUUAGUCGGUGUGCACGAGGGAGACAAGAAUUAGGUUAGAGUAUCUUCUGGCCACGCGCUGCUUUCUGCUCUACAUUACCUGUAAGUAGCUAAUGGAACCUGAUGGCCUUUUCAAUACGGCCAUCUCUGUGGUUCAAGGGGUUGGAUGCGAUUGGCUCUAGAUCCUGGCUCGGUGAACCGGUGCCCUUGGUCUUGUCAGGAUUGGUGGGCUAGAGUCAGUGCGAGCACCCACCCCCCCCUGUGUCCUCCACCUAGGGCCUGGGGGGUGGGGCCCAAGGGCUGAGACAUCUGCUAUUUAUGGUUUUUAAUCUAGUUUUUAACUUUCUCCUUCCUCUUCGUCUUUGCUUUUCUCUAUCUAGUUUUUAACUUUCUCCUUCCUCUUCGUCUUUGCUUUUCUCUGGACCGAUACGAGCGAUGAGAGUGUCGAGAGCGUCACGUCUAAAGACCUCACGAGCUAUUCCUCCUCUUCAAGACGCAAUAGUCAGGGACUACGAGGACUGACAACUUCUGUACGCACAGUGUAUGGCUACUAGAGAGGAUUCAACAAAUUCAUGCUGCUCUUGCAGCUUCUCUAUAUUCAGGAGCGAAAUGAAUAGUGACAUGCAUAGCAUAUUCCCACCCUAUAAACACGCUUUUUCCACUCUUAGCUAGCAUUUGGCGUUCGCAUUGUAUAUUAUUGACUUCUCCACCAGGGAAAUCUUGGGCAGAUUGCCGAAUAGAUUCACGCCAUCACUAUUGACUUCGCCGAAAUCGUGGGUCACUGAUCCGCAAACGGAUUUGGGAAAACCGUAGAAAAUAUGAGAAGUAAGUCGAAGGUAAGUACUUUAUGAUCGACCGCUACUAGCACUAGCACUAAAAAUAUCUAAACAAGGUGUAUAACUAUAACUCAAGGGUAUUCUGCUUGUUGUCGUAAGUAGAUUACGCAGCAUCAUAUUAUCAUAUCGCAACAUUUUUUUACCACCAUCCAUAAGAAAGAAAGAUAGAAUAAGUGGAGUGGGUAUUCGAAAAAAAUAUGGCUUUAUUCUGUUUGACGAAUCUUGCUGGCGAAGUUACGGAAGUGACUUGUCCGCUGCGCGACGAGGACGGUUCGAUCCGUUGCGUUGAUGUCAAGAAGGCAUUGGGCGUCGUCCUCAAAAAGCCAUGGCCCUUCAUUGAAAUCCUGACACCAGAAUCAGUGCACCCUCACUCAAGAUCUUCUACAUCUUCUAGCGAAUCCCACCUAGCAGGGCCCAAGGAAAACGGACACGAAGAGGAAAGUACGACGAGGGCUGAAUCCGUUUAUUUAGAGAGUGACGAUUUCGUGUUCUCUAAGCUUCUUGAGGAGACACCCAGCGAGAAAGAGAACAGUUCUCGAGAGGGGCGGGAGAAAGUAGAGUUUGCGGAUGCGAUUGAUGAUCCAGUGACGCCUGGUUUUCAUGGCUCCUCGGAGCAGCCGAUGCUAUCUGAUGGGCCAGCUCCUGUGCUCAUGCCUGCAACUGUUCACUUGCAUUAUGUCGCUUUUCACAAGGAGAGCAGAGCCAUUCGUGAGAAGCUUGAAAAGUGUUGGAAUGCUUGCUGCUGUGUGGGCGAAAGAAACCGACCUUUCCGUAUCACUACCUGGAGUGCUAAGAAACUCGAUGCGAGCGAGGAAUGGAGUUCGCUUUGGGCUGAAUGUCGUGACCAUGAGUUUAUAUGGGGCAGAAAGGGAUAUUUCACCGAGUACGGAAAACAGUUGUUGACCUUUCAAGACGACGAAGGAAAGAGAAACAGCGUGGAUAUGAGCGCAGGAGGCUACGACGGCUUGCUUCGCACGAUCUACAACUACGAAGGCUAUUCAUGCCUCACUCUUGCAAUUCUGAAUGCAAGGGUAGCGCUGCCGGCGGAGUCAGUGUUUUUCCCUGACCAAAUCGAAGACGGCGCCGAUGAAAAAAGCAUCAUUCAGGCGUUUGUGACAGCACGACACUGGGAUCACCUUUCAACGCUGUUUUGUCGAGAAAACGUCCACAAGGAAAUAAUGGCAGUGACAAGAUUAGCCGGCGCGUACGCUCCUGAGAAGAUCCGACAGGAGAUGGUGCGGACCGGUAUCUUGAUCCUUUUCAAGGCAAGACAUGAGUUUACCCGCUACAUGCAGGUGCUGCAGACUAUUCUGUCUAAUGGGAAGUAUGCGGGAGUCAGAUACGCAUACGCUGCAUUAAGGCUGCUCAGGCACGAUAAUUCAUCUUGUUCCACCUGAGGUAUUGUACUUUAUCGGUUGCCCUCUUUCUAAUUUGCACAAGCUUGCUUCUGGGGAUCUUAGCGUUGGAUACGAAAAGAUAUGAUAAUUUUUAGGGUGAAUUACAAUUCAUUGUAGUGAACUCUAAUUCUGGCAAUAAGAGAAUGUUUCAAGGACAAGCACGUUGCCGCCUGUCUCCACGACCGGGCUAAUACAAAUCAACAAGAAUCCGGUCGACUAAGCUACUGGCGGACCGUGUUGAAAGCUGUGGGCGAAAAGCGUUCUAGAAACUCCGAAGGGAUCCAGGUUUACGGCACUGCUCUUUGGGAAGCACCAAAAGAAUGCCGCGUCAUGAAUAGGAGGCUGAGGAAAACAGCACAGGAAAACUUCUCGGUUAUCACCUGCGACACAGCUGUUGGACUUCUAUGCCUAUGGUUGGAUGCAGUAAUCUUCGAAGGUUCUUCUAGUUAUAUCGACGGAGAACAAGCGAAGAAGAAGAAAAUCGGGGUCCUCGUUGAUGCGUCAAUGACCGACGACGCUCAACACCAGGUGAAUCUGAUGAAAACGGACAUCUCUUCUAUUGCUAGUGGAGGAUCCAACUUCUGGCUAGAGGCGCUGUUAAAUCUUUCAAAUGAGGUAUGCGAGGAUCCUCGGUUCGUAAACUAUGACCUAACUACGCGCAUAAACGGAGUGACCGUGUUGAAAGUACUGCCACAAAAACAUUAGAAAUAGAACUAGCAACUCGUCACCUUGGUGUUGACUGUAGUACCAGAAAAACGCCCUUAGUGGAACUAGAAUGUUUUGGUAGUUAGAGCACCAUCAGUAGAACUAGUAGAAGUAGAAGUAGUAACUUUAUUAGAAAAAAGCCACGAGGACGACGAGGUGAAACAGAAAGCGGGCGUCUCUUUUGGAGCCGAGUUCUGGCUAGAGGCACUGACAAAUCUUGGAAAGGAGGCACGCGAUGAUCCUCGUUUCGCAAGCAGUGAGCACGCGCACCUUGACGGACUGCUGAGUAUAGUGCCAGAAAAGCGCUUGAACGCAGUCGCAGGCACUUUCACCUGUGCGUGUGCCUCACUCGUCUGGUGGUCAUAUAUCUGUGGGUGUGCAACGGAUGCCUAUGGCUGCGCUGCCACACUUUAUCAGCCACGUUCUUAGUUAUAAUUAACCACGUUGAUUAUAUAUGUACUUUCUCUGCCGUCCUUGUGACACACUGUUGUGCUGGUGGUCGUAAAGAAUAACCAUCAGAGACGUCUGAGGACGAUGAUUAACUAGAAGCGUUUUUUUUGAUUUAUUUGGUUAAUAGAGCACAAAAACAAAUUCUAUUCUAAUAUCAACGGUAGAACUAAAAUUAAUAGUAAUAGUUUUUUGAAGCAGCAGCUAUUAAUCGUAAUUAGAAAAAAAUGUGAGGAAGUGGUAGGUUGAUAUAUUUAGGAACUAAAGUCGACCCGCUAUAAUUACCGGACCAAUCAUAAUUUUGUCUAAUUCUAUUAGCUGAUUAUACGUUGUGGAGGUUUUAGUUUUACUUAGUUGUAUUGAGCAAACAAGACAGCAUGAAUUCUAGGAAGGCCGAUUGCAGUCGCGUAAGACACAAAGAUCGUGAGACCAGGGGCCACAAGCAUUGGACUACCUGAUGAAUGAUAAGCAUAUGCGUUGCCGCAGACUUCAUCAAGCGAGUCCCCGAAUUUGGAAAGUUGUGUCAAUGAUUUUUAUGAUCUGUAAUACAGCGUAUUCUUCUUCUUGUUCGAACAACUAAAAAAUCAGCUCGUUCUCUGAUGCGAAUUAUAUUGGCCUAUCAUAUUUGGUUUUAGACCUCUGUUACUAGUGACAGUGAGACUCCUGGCGAAGAUUUUGAUUGCGCACCAGAAGCCAAAGACAACACAGAUGGCGAUCUUACUGGCUCGCUGUGUGGGUGGCGAAGACGAAGCGGCGGUGAUGGUGAAGC